CUCUGGCGGCCCGGAGGGCUGUGUGGCGGGGGGCUCCCCGCAGCGGGACCGGCCCGCACCGCCGUGAGCCCCGCCGGAGCCCCGGAGCUUCUCUCUGGGAAGAGAUAAGCCAAACACACCGGUUUGGGACCCAAACAUCUCUCAAGCUGAGCUGAACGCGCGCAGCGGGGCUCCCGCUCCGUAUGGAUGGCACCAGCCCCCUGUUCUCCCCUUCCCCACCUCCAGGGCAGCGCUCGGGGCUGCCGGGUUGAACCCUAUGGGUGCCCUCGCUUAUGUUUUGCCCCUUUGCUUCUACAGGUGCUGAAGGAGCAGCGGUAGAGGGACCGCAACCCCCCGCCCCGCAGCCGGUGCCGGGCUCAGCCACCGGAGGGCGCCGGGAGCCGGGACGGAGCGCGCCCCCGCCGCCGGUCAUGUGCUCAGCCACGAUGGCGGCGCUCAGGGCAGCGGUGCUGGCGGUGCUGGGGCUGCGCCUGGGCUGCGCGGCCGCCGCCGUCCCCCUCGUUAUCUGGCACGGCAUGGGAGACACUUGCUGCAAUCCUGUGAGCAUGGGCUACAUAAAAAAAAUAGUGGAGAGUAGAAUACCGGGGAUUUAUGUUCUGUCGCUCAAGAUUGGAAACAACCUGAUACAGGAUAUGGAGAACAGCUUCUUUAUGAAUGCAAACGACCAGGUGAGAGAGGUGUGCAGCCAGCUGGCAAAGGACCCUCACCUGAAAGGAGGCUACAAUUCAAUGGGCUUCUCCCAAGGAGGCCAAUUCCUGCGGGCGGUGGCCCAGAGGUGUCCUUCUCCUCCCAUGCUCAAUCUGAUCUCCAUUGGGGGCCAGCACCAAGGGCAAUACCUUCAGCUCAACAACACCCUCCAUUAUCUGUGCGUGUACGGCUUUCCACGCUGUCCUGGUGAGAGCUCCCAUAUCUGUGACUGGAUCCGAAAGAUGCUGGAUCUGGGCGCCUACACACAAGCUGUUCAGGAGCACUUGGUGCAAGCAGAGUAUUGGCAUGAUCCGCUGAAGGAGGACGACUACAGGAAAAACAGCAUCUUUUUGGCUGACAUAAACCAGGAGAGGGGCAUCAAUGAGACGUACAAGAAAAACCUGAUGGCUCUGAAGAAGUUUGUGAUGGUGAAGUUUCUCAAUGAUACCAUGGUCGACCCCCCGAUCUCCGAGUGGUUUGGGUUUUACAAAAGCGGCCAAGCCAAGGAGACCAUCCCACUGAAGGAGACCUCGCUGUACACAGAGGAUCGCCUGGGGCUGCAGGAGAUGGACAAAGCAGGAAAGCUGGUGUUCCUGGGGGUGAACGGGGAUCACCUCCACUUCUCCGAAGAGUGGUUCUACACCUCCAUCCUCCCCUUCCUGCAGUGAAGCGAAGGGGAGUGCCCUGGGAGAGCACUGGGGGGGUUCCACCACUGUAGUUAAAGCAGCUGCUAUGGGGUAAUGGCACUUUCUGUGUAGAGCCUGCAGGGAUCUGGGGAAGGGGAGGAAGAGGAGCCUUAGCUCAGCAGCUCCACAGGGCAUGGAGGUGACACCUCUUCCUAAGAGACCAGGAUUUCUCUGGAUGGAAUUGCACUCCAUCCUGGGGGACUGAGCCUUGCCCUGGCUCUGAAGUGCUCUGUCCUGCGUGGGCCUGGGUAAAUCUGCUCCAGAGGUUUCUUUUCCCCUUGCCUGUUCCUCGCAGGACACAAGGGCAGUAUUAACUGAAAGCACUAGUGCAAGAACUGAGCACCUCAGCAGGAUCAGCAGGUAGAGCCAUGGCUGUUUGCAGAGGAAAGACAUUAGAGCCCAUCCUUCAGGACUGGUGGGGGGGAAAGGGGCAAGUUUAGGUGUUUCUGGGGAAAAAGGAGGGGCUUGAAUGAAGCGGGUAUUAACAGCUUGAAGUUUUCAGCUAAUGGCUUGUUUUAUGCACUUUUGUACAGCAAUCGAAACCAAUAAAAACUUUCUAUUAACCAACUAAAACCA
Molecule: messenger RNA, 1949 nt
Organism: Strigops habroptila (Kakapo)
Lineage: Eukaryota; Metazoa; Chordata; Aves; Psittaciformes; Psittacidae
Gene: PPT1
Product: palmitoyl-protein thioesterase 1
Exons: 10
Coding region: 273-1355 (360 amino acids)
Biological process (GO): receptor-mediated endocytosis; protein depalmitoylation
Cellular component (GO): lysosome
Molecular function (GO): palmitoyl-(protein) hydrolase activity
Source: RefSeq, a predicted model, not a curated record